AUGGCUACAUCUCCACCUCCACCUCCGCCUCAAUGGCGCGGCUGGGCCUUCGUCUACGCCGUCGCGCUGCUCUUCUUCUCGCUCUUCCGCCUCUCCACGCUCACGAGCCUCAUCACAAUGUACGGGACCCCAAAGGACUGCGCUCUGGACGUGCAGGCCAGCGCCCUGGCGCUCGGGGCGCUGCAGGACGCAGUGUGCGCCACGUACCUCUGCACCGCGCUCUGGCUCCGCCGUCAACGACGCGUGGCCGCCGUCGUCCGGUUCCUGGCGUCCCUCGUGCUGUUCGCGCUCAUGGCCGUGCCCUUCGUGGCCGACCUGCUGCUCGUGCGCAUCCGCGACAUGCGCUUCCACUUCGACCUGGUCAAGAUGGCCAUCCACGAGUCCAGCAACGCCGGGGCGGCCGAGAUCUCGCAGUCCGAGAUCGACCAGGCGUACGUCAGCGCCACGUUGGCGGCGGUCACGGCCACGCUGUUUGCGGCGGCGAGGGCGGCCAAUGAUUGGGCAGAUUUGACGAGGUGGAGCCCCACCGCUGCCCAGAACGAGGUCUCCUACUGCUGCAGGGGACGAGUCGGGGGUGUGGUGGUCGUGGUGGCGUUGGUAUUUCUGCCGGCGUUCGUGCUGGCAGUGAGCCAGGCGAGCUCGGCGCUCGUGGCGUACGCGGGGCUCAACGCGACGCUGAACGAGCUCUUCACGCAGGCGCUGUUCGUCACGGCGCAGGGGUUCCUGCCGCUGAUCGCGAACGGCAGCAUCGCCUCGGCUGAGCUGUACAUCCACACGGCCACGGAGGACUUUGAGCUGUUUCAGGACGACUCGCUGUAUCGGCGCACGACGGGAUUCCACGGACCGCUAGCGUUUGACGUCAAGGUGGAGAACGAGGACCCGCCCAAUGUGCUGCUGGUCGUGGUGGAGUCGUUCCGGUUCCACGACUCGCGCUACCUCGUGGGGGAAGAAGACCCGUCCAACCUGUUCCGAGGCAGCAACAUCACGGUCACGCCCAACUUUGACAAGUGGGCCAAGCGCGGCGUGGCGCUCACCAACAUGUGGUCGAGCUGGCGGACGAGUCGCUCCGUGGAGAGUUUGCUGUUCGCGCAGGUCCCGUACGACAGCGUGGCGGACUCGGGCAUGACUGGAGGCAAGAAGAACUACCAGCUGGACGGCCUGCCGCAGUUCUUCAAGGCUAAGGGCUACGAGCCGUUCUUCACGACGGGCUGCAAGACCGACUACGACGACUGGGACACGUUCCUCCCCUCGCACGGCUUCGACACUGUGUGGGGUCGGGACGAGAUGAUCAAGUUGGCAGAGAGCGACCUGGGCAUCACGCACGACCAGUGGUUUGGCAAGGAGCACCGCGAGCUGUACUGGGGCGUGCACGACGACAUCAGCUUCCAGCUCUUGGGCGAUCUGAUGGUGAACAAGACCAAGGAGCAGGCGGAGCGCGUGGCUCGUGGUGAGCCCAAGAAGCCGCUGUUCUUGAACCACUACACGAUUUCGAGUCACGUGUCGUACGAAGAACGCCCGACGUGGUACGCGGAGUCCAAGAAACCGGACUUUUCAGCGCUGUAUGAUGGCCUGGAGAACGCGGACAGCAUUAAGAACUACGUGGAGAUGCGCUACUUCUCGGACAUGGAGUUCGGCAAGUUCAUGGACCGCAUGUCGGCUGCUGGAAUUCUGAACGACACCAUCGUCGUUGUGGUGGGUGACCACGGCCAAGCUCCCGAAGCCGGUAACUACAUUCCCGAGGCGCGCGACGUGUCCGUCCAUCAUGUUGCGGGCGCGCUCGUUGCUGAGGGCCGACUGGGUGACGCUGUGGGGAUGAAGAUCGAGGAUGCGACCGAGCAGUACGAUAUCCUCAACACGCUGGCCGAUAUCGUCGGCGUGCCGGAGGAAGGGUUCCUGCAGGACGGAGUGGGCCGGUCACUGAAGCGCCAAGCCAAGUUCGGCGAGCGCGUGGUGUACAGCAACAACCCGAGCCGAAAGAUGUCGGUCGUGCGUGGAACCGAAAGGCUACGCUACGACCGCGCUGCAAGGUCUGUGCUCCUUCACGACGCCAAAGCCGACCAUGACAUGCACAUAGAUCUGUUCCCGGACCUGACACCGGAAGCACAGGCUGAGUGGCUCAAGUGGCGAGACAACGGCCGCCAACUCACCGAGUAUUACACCAAGCGGUGGGACAAGAGAUGCCUGUUCGCGGGGCACUGCUGA
Phytophthora sojae is the source of this 2202-nucleotide messenger RNA. RefSeq lists its product as hypothetical. NCBI's taxonomy places the organism in Eukaryota, Oomycota, Peronosporomycetes, Peronosporales, Peronosporaceae. The record is from RefSeq and is a predicted model, not a curated record. The coding region runs from base 1 to 2202 and encodes 733 amino acids. The transcript has 3 exons.